AUUAUUUUCCUUAAGUGCUGCACGAAGAUCAGAGCCCGUCCUACAACAAGAUUUAUAUCUGCUUCUAAAACCUCAAUUCUUGGUUCAUAAAUUAUAGUAAACUUAUCAAAUUUCUCCUGCAGUAUGUCGAUAAUUGCCAUUACGAGAACUCUUCUAGGCUAUUUUUUUAUCGUUUUAAGCAAAUCUGAAAGUGACGAUUUUUUAAAUAAAAUUCCUAAAGGACUUUCCAUUGGAUCGGCUGGAGCUGCUUAUCAAAUCGAGGGGGCAUGGAAUGUUAGUGGAUUAAAUAUGAAGGGCACAGCAGAUUUUAUUUGUGUUCAUAAUGCAUUGAAAGCACACGCAAGGGCGUAUCACAUAUACGACAAAGAAUUUCGACCUCAGCAACGUGGAACUAUUGGUAUAGUGAUACCGUGCAGGCACCAUUUUGCAAAACAUUCGAACGACAGCUUCGCUGCAGAAGUGGCUUUCCAAUUCGACUGUGGCUGGACUAGUCAUCCAAUUUUUUCCAAGCACGGGGAUUACCCCAAAGUCAUGAAAGAUAGAAUAGCGGAAAAUAGUAAGCUCGAAGGCUGGCCAAGAUCAAGGCUGCCUUCUUUUUCCCAGGCUUGGAUUGAUUAUAUCAGAGGCACUUCUGACUAUUUUGGAUUGAAUCACUAUACUUCCGACCUUGUGGAAUCAGUUCCUAAAGCAAAUGGUGCUGUAUGGUACAAGGAAUCUGGAAUAAUGGCGUCUAGGGAUCCAAAGUGGCCUGGCUCAAAUUCUUCAUGGUUGAUGGUUGCACCGGAAGGGUUUGGAGCACUUCUGAGAAAAAUAAAAGAAGAAUACGAAAAUGUGCCAGUUUAUGUGAUGGAAAAUGGAGUAUCUGACUCAAGUUUAAUAGAAGAUUAUCCAAGAGUGAAGUAUUUAUACUCAUACAUGAGAGAAAUGUUAUUAGCAAUAAAUCGUGAUGGAUGCAACGUAAAAGCGUAUACAGUGUGGAGUCUCCUUGACAAUUUUCAAUGGGCUCGCGGAUACAGUGAACGUUUUGGGAUCGUAUCUGUCGAUUUCAGUGAUCCUGAAAGGAAAAGAACUCCAAAGAAAUCAGCUCUUUGGUUGAAGGAUGUUCUUCGAGCUGGACAUCUACUCCCUUUAGACAACUACACAUUUUUUAGUUAACCUAAGAAGAAUUAAGAUUCUUUUAAAACUUUGAGUUAUGUCAAAGACAGUGUACGUUAAUUCGCAUAAGUCUGUAAAAAGAAAUUAUUCGCCCAGCUACUGAA
Messenger RNA from Belonocnema kinseyi, 1259 nucleotides. Its product is annotated as myrosinase 1-like. Bases 124 to 1155 code for a protein of 343 amino acids. The transcript is spliced from 6 exons. The record is from RefSeq and is a predicted model, not a curated record. Gene Ontology annotation, molecular function: beta-glucosidase activity. Gene Ontology annotation, biological process: carbohydrate metabolic process. Lineage: Eukaryota; Metazoa; Arthropoda; Insecta; Hymenoptera; Cynipidae.